AUGGCGUGUGUAUAUAAAUUUUGUUUUAGUGCAGGGGUAAUAAUGAGUGUUGAAGGAGCAAGGAAGCCAGCAACGAUGUAUGGGAUGCUUCGAAUGGCGUUUAUUGGGAUUGCGGUUGGUGUUGGGAUAUACUACGUGCUGCUGUUUUUGUUUGGGGUGGUGUUUUUGGAUCCCGAGUAUUAUGGAAGCUAUAUGUAUGCAUGGAGGGUGAACUAUGCAGACAAGCCGAUGACGCAUGGAAGAUACAAGCUGAUUAACGAGCUUGAUUAUCCUAGCACCGAGGAGAGGCAGAAGUUCUAUGAGCUGGCGCAGGGAAGGGUCGAGAAGGCUGAUGGAGUGAGCAAGGAGGUGGGGGAGGCGUACUUGAUACGGUUUAACAGGCCUGAGCACUAUCCACGGGGGUUUGAUCACCAUUCGAGUCUGAACUUUAGCGAGUACGAGUCGUUUUUGAAGCUUCGGGAGAAGUUCAUAUGCGAGAGCGAGAAUCUGAAGGUUGAUGAGAGCUUGACACAUGCGCAGCUGAGGGACAUGAUGAAGACGAAGAAGACGGUUGGGGGAGAGAUGUUUUUUUCGGACUAUAAGGGAAAGAGCAUUGACUACAUGAUGAACACACUGCCUGAGAGCAAGAAUGAUCCGUGGUAUGAGGUUGGGUGUGCAUUGAUCAAUGCGGUGUCUGGGAUUCUGUCGUUGGAUGCAGACAGGAGAGUGAAGUACAUGUUUGAUGGAACCAAGGUUGGAGAGGGGCUGAGAGCGGACAUCAAGGCAGGGAUGAGUGCAUUGAAUGAGCCAGCAAGCAAGGAGAGUGGAGAGCAGCUUGACAAGGUGAUUGAUGAGUUUUUUGUGCAUAAUGGAAGGGUGUGCGCAUCACCGUAUGAGACGUAUGCGUACUCAAGGAUGUACUACAUGUUUAGUUUUUUGACGGCAGGGCUUGAGUUUUCGGUUCCGAAUUUCAAGGAGUCUGAUAAGGAAAGCAACGAGUUCCGGGAGGCAAGGAUGGAGUAUGUGGCAAACAUAUUUGCAAGGAUAGUGUCGAGUGUGUAUCCUAAUGGGAACAAGAAGGAUGUGAGUGACAUUGGACUUGUUGAGAAGCUGAGGAACAAGUUCAGUCCGAUGAUGAGUGUUGAUGCAGAGAAGGAGGUUUCUGAGGCGGACCUGGAGCUGGUAAGGAGGAGCUUUGAGGAGGCAGCAAAGAAGCAUAUGCUGGCGGAGCAAUAA
Molecule: messenger RNA, 1215 nt
Organism: Ordospora pajunii
Lineage: Eukaryota; Fungi; Microsporidia; Ordosporidae
Exons: 1
Coding region: 1-1215 (404 amino acids)
Source: RefSeq, a predicted model, not a curated record